AUACAUUGUCACCUUAGAACCUCGAAGAAUGCAGUUGAUUAUUCAACAAGCUUCGGGAUCUCGCGGGGUUUCCAUGAGCUUAUAAAUCCGCGAUGUGGGGAGCCCGUGAGCUGUACUUAAACCCCUCAUGAGCUUCUUUUGAUUCAACCUCACCAAUUUGAAUCACAUUGAUCAGUCACUAUGAGUCAACCAAACAUUACCCUUUACACGGCCCAGACCCCCAAUGGGAUCAAGAUCUCCAUGGCACUGGAGGAGCUUGGGUAUAGUAGCUUCAUCUCAGCCGCCUUGAAACUAGUACUGACUUGCCACAGUUUGCCAUACAAGGUCGAGAAAAUUGAUAUGUCCAAGAACACUCAAAAGGAAGACUGGUUCCUCAAGAUCAACCCCAACGGCCGCAUUCCAGCCUUGACAGACACCUUCAGCGACGGCCAGCAGAUCAAUAUUUUCGAGUCUGGCAGUAUCCUACAAUAUCUGGCAGAACGAUAUGAUCCAGACCAUAAGAUCUCCUACCCCAAGGGCUCACGGGAAUACUACGAGGUGAACAACUGGCUGUUCUUCCAAAACGCAGGUCUGGGCCCAAUGCAAGGCCAGGCCAACCACUUCUCGCGAUAUGCCCCCGAGCACAUUGAGUACGGUGUAAACCGAUACGUCAAUGAAUCACGCCGGCUGUAUGGUGUGCUGGAUAAGCACCUUGCUCAGUCCAAGUCUGGGUACAUUGUCGGUGAUCACAUCUCCAUUGCUGAUAUCACACACUGGGGAUGGGUGGCUGCUGCGGGAUGGGCUGGCAUUGAUAUUGAGGAGUUCCCGCAUGUGAAAGCGUGGGAGGAGCGGAUUGUGCAGCGACCGGCCAUAGAGAAGGGUCGUCAUGUUCCUUCCCCUCACACAAUUAAGGAUUUGAUCAAGGAUAAAGCUACCAUGGACAAGCACGCUGCUGAUACUAGGGCUUGGGUUCAGCAGGGAAUGAAGGACGAUGCUAAGAGCAAAGUCUAGAGCACUUCAUAUUAGCAUAAUCAACUGAGAACAUUGAAAUAUCCGAAUCUACCCCGGGUACGAUCACUUCGGAAACAUUGCAGCGAGAA
This is a messenger RNA of Penicillium canescens, 1079 nucleotides long. RefSeq lists its product as uncharacterized. The coding region runs from base 181 to 990 and encodes 269 amino acids. NCBI's taxonomy places the organism in Eukaryota, Fungi, Ascomycota, Eurotiomycetes, Eurotiales, Aspergillaceae. The record is from RefSeq and is a predicted model, not a curated record. The transcript has 2 exons.